Messenger RNA from Schistosoma mattheei, 441 nucleotides. The record is from the annotation of a GenBank genome assembly. NCBI's taxonomy places the organism in Eukaryota, Metazoa, Platyhelminthes, Trematoda, Strigeidida, Schistosomatidae.
AUGACAAAGACAUUAUCUUUGAUUCUUCAACCAUUCAGUAUUCUAUUCAUUAGUUUAGCUUUAAUAAUAAAUCAUUGGAAUUGUGGCGGAUUAUUUACAUCAUGUUUAAGAAAUUAUCAAACCACUUCAAUAUUAUUAAUAUUAUUCUUUUUUCUUGGUAUAGUACUUUUAACUAUUGCAUUUAUACUUGAUUUAAUAACUAUCUGUUCUGAAUCACUUGAUUCAAAUGCUUCAUAUUCUACAAUUCGUUUCAUUAUAUUAAUAUGUGGUUUAAUGAAUAUACUUUUAGCUAUUCUUAUUUAUUCAUUACAAAUAGAUCGUCAAUUUUCUCGUUUAUUAUGUACAAUUGGUAUUGUAUUUACAAUACAAGUUGCUUUACUUAAUUUAUUAUUCUCUUCUUGUAUUCAUAGAAAUCAUCAUUCUGAACCAAUAGUUCAUUGA